UAACGCGUGUGUUCAAACUCUCUCUCCCUCGAUCCCUCUCUCUUGCCCUCUCUCCCUCCCUCUCUCUCUCUUCACUCUCGCUCCCUCGCUCUCCCACUCUCGGUUUCUCUCCACCACCUGCCCACUUCCCCCUCCGACACCCCUGCCUGCCUUAUGUCGUCGUGAUUUCAGGGAAAAAUAAUUUCGGAUGGAGGAGAAUGUAGCGUCGGAGCGGAGCACCCAAGCAGGUUUUCUUUGGACUUGAUGCCCCUCCGUGCGGAGAUGGUUGAGCCCUCCUCAUCCAGGCUGCUUUGGUACCCUCCUAAAACCCAGCGCUGCUCACUCGGUUCCAGCCAUCAUCUGACAUAGCCGGGCAGGCAGGAUCGCCUGUCUCUGGUCUGAGAGAGGAGAGGAGGCAGCGUAACCAGCCCUAGACCCAGUGCCCAGUCAACAGCCUUACUAGGGGAGAGUACAUGGUAUAGUUUUUUGAUUUUGAUGAUGAAGGGGAUCCACAGAGACGGAUAUUACGACGGAUCUAUCGAGCUCUCUGACUUGUUCAACAGAAGAUGCAUCAGAUGUGGCCGAGGGGACUUGGUUCGAGCUAAAAGGAUGAGGAUUAGGACGGGGAUCCUAUUUUGGAAUCUCGUCUUUUCGCUGAUGUUCACUUGUGUCAAAGGGUUCAUCCAUACGUGUGGCGGCACUUUAAAGGGGAGGAACGGGACGAUAGAGAGCCCAGGUUUUCCGUACGGAUAUCCCAACGGAGCCAACUGUACCUGGGUGAUUGUGGCCGAGGAGAGGAACAGGAUCCAUAUAGUUUUUCAAUCUUUCGCGGUGGAGGAGGAAUAUGACUUUUUAUCUUUGUACGACGGGCACCCGCACCCCGUCAACUUCAGGACAAGGUUAACAGGGUUUACUAUUCCCGCUCCCGUAACCAGUACUGGAUCCAUCUUUUCGCUGAGACUUACCAGCGACUUUGCAGUAAGCGCUCACGGAUUCAAGAUCGCCUACCAAGAGUUGCGCAGCAGCGCGUGCGGAAACCCAGGUGUUCCGCCCAAGGGCAUCCUGAACGGGACGCAGUUCAAUGUCGGAGACAAGAUCCGCUACCGCUGCGUCACUGGCUACGUGCUGGACGGCCACUCGCUCCUCACCUGCGUCUCCAACACGGCCGGGGUCUCCGUCUGGGACUUCCCGGUCCCCAUCUGCAGAGCGGAGGACACCUGCGGAGGCACUCUGCGCGGCCCCAGCGGCCUCAUCUCCAGCCCCGACUUCCUGGGCGGCGGCGCCUCCCCGGGGGUCAGCACCGUCACCGCCGGUAACCCCGGCAACGGGGACUGCAAGUGGACCAUCCUGGCGGACCCGGGGGACACCAUCUCGCUGGUCUUCACCGAGUUCCAGAUGGACGACAAGUCGGAUUACCUGGAGGUGGAGGGAUCCGAACCGCCCACCAUCUGGCUUUCCGGGACGAACAUCCCGGCACCCAUCAUCAGCAACAAGAACUGGCUGCGGCUGCACUUUGUGACGGAGAGCAACCAUCGACACAAGGGCUUCAGGGCCCAGUACCAGGUGAAAAGCUCUGGAGAGCUUAAAUCCAGAGGGGUUAAAUUAUUACCAGGAAAGGACAACACUAACAAACUCUCUUUGAUGAAUGAAGGCGGAAUCAAGCAGGUGUCUAAUUACUGCCCCGACCCAGGGGAGCCCGAGAAUGGCAAGCGGAUUGGCACCGACUUCAGCACCGGAGCGACGGCUCAGUUCACGUGCAACGAGGACCACGUGCUGCAGGGCUCCAAGACCAUCAGCUGCCAGCGCGUGGCCGAGGUGUUCGCCGCCUGGAGCGACCACAGGCCCGUCUGCAAGGUGAAGACCUGCGGCUCAAACCUCCAGGGCCCCUCGGGGACCUUCACCUCCCCCAACUUCCCCAUCCAGUACGAGAGCAACUCCCAGUGUGUGUGGAUCAUCAGCGCCAGCGACCCAAACAAGGUUAUCCAGAUCAACUUUGAGGACUUUGAUCUGGAGAUCGGCUAUGAUUCGCUGACCAUCGGCGACGGUGGGGAGGUUGGCGACUCUAAGACGGUCAUUCAAGUGUUGACCGGCAGCUUUGUUCCUGACCUGAUUGUCAGCUUAUCCCAUCAGAUGUGGCUCCAUCUCCAGUCUGAUGAGAGUGUGGGCUCCAUCGGAUUCAAGAUCAACUACAAGGAGAUUGACAAGGAGAGCUGCGGUGACCCGGGCACUCCGCUCUACGGCUACAAAGAGGGCGGGGGCUUCCUGAACGGGGACGUCCUCCGCUUCGAAUGCCAGUUUGGCUUCGAGCUGAUCGGCGAGAGAACCAUCACGUGCCAGAACAACAAUCAGUGGUCCGCUAAUAUCCCCAUCUGCAUAUUCCCGUGUUUCUCCAACUUCACGGCGCCGAUGGGCACGGUGCUGUCCCCGGACUACCCCGAGGGCUACGGGAACAACCUGAACUGCGUGUGGCUCAUCAUCUCGGAGCCGGGCUCGCGCAUCCACCUGGCCUUCAACGACUUUGACCUGGAGCCGCCCUACGACUUCCUGACCAUCAAGGACGGCGGCGAGCAGUCGGGCGCCACCAUGCUGGGACGCUACUCCGGGGCGGAGGUGCCCUCCCACCUGACGUCCAACAGCAACGUCCUGCAGCUGGAGUUCCAGGCAGACCACUCCAUGUCGGGCCGCGGCUUCAACAUCACCUACAGCACGUUCGGGCACAACGAGUGCCCCGAUCCCGGCGUUCCCAUCAACGCUCGGCGCUUCGGAGACAGCUUCCAGCUGGGCAGCUCCAUCGCGGUGGUGUGCGAGGAAGGCUUCAUCAAGACCCAGGGAGCCGACACCAUCACCUGCCAGCUGGCCGAGGGGAAAGCCAUGUGGAGCGGACUAAUCCCCAAGUGUGAAGCUCCGUGCGGGGGUCACUACUCGGGGGCCUCGGGGGUGCUGCUGUCCCCCGGCUGGCCGGGCUACUACAAAGACUCCCUGAGCUGCGAGUGGGUCAUCGAGACGGAGGCGGGACGCUCCGUCAAGAUCAGCUUCGACAGGUUCCAGACCGAGCUAAGUUAUGACUUCUUGGAAGUGCAUGACGGGCCCAACCUACUCUCCCCUCUGAUUGGCUCAUUCAACGGAACCCACGUGCCUCAGUUCCUGUUCAGCAGCGGCAACUUCCUGUACCUGCUCUUCACCACCGACAACAGCCGCUCCAACAGCGGCUUCAAGAUCUUCUACGAAGUCGUUACCCUGGACACUUACUCGUGCAUGGACCCGGGCAUCCCGGUAAACGGAGCGCGACUGGGCCACGACCUGUCCAUCGGCGCCACCGUCACCUACCGCUGCGAGCCCGGCUACCGCCUGAGCCAUGAAGAGGCGCUGGCCUGCGAGAGGAACCACUUCUGGAGCAACCCCCUGCCUACCUGUGACGCGUCGUGCGGGGGCGACAUCCGAGGUCCGGGCGGUAUCAUCCUGUCUCCGGGCUUCCCGGAGCUCUACCCCAGCUCCCUCAACUGUACCUGGACCGUGGAGGUCAGCCAUGGCAAAGGCGUCCAGUUCACCUUCUACUCCUUCCACCUGGAGGACCACCACGACUACCUGCUGAUCACGGAGAACGGCAGCUUCAGCCGCCCCCUGGCGCGCCUCACCGGGUCGGAGCGCCCCGCGCCCGUCAACGCCGGCCUCUACGGGAACUUCAAGGCCCAGCUCCGCUUCAUCUCGGACUUCUCCAUAUCGCUGCAGGGCUUCAACAUCUCCUUCUCGGAGUACGACCUUGAACCCUGCGAGGACCCCGGCAAGCCCCAGUUCGGCGGGCACGCGGGCUCCAGGUUUGGGAUCGGCGACUCCCUGGCCUUCACCUGCAACGCGGGCUACCGCCUGCAGGGGGCCAGGGAGGUGGUGUGUCUGGGGGGAGGCCGGCGCAUGUGGAGCGCCCCUCUUCCAAGGUGUGUGGCUGAGUGUGGGUCGACGGUCACCGACAGCGAGGGCACCCUGCUGUCCCCCAACUACCCCAUGAACUACGCCGACAGCCACGAGUGUGUGUACAGCAUCCACGUCCAGACGGGCAAGGGCAUCAACGUCACCGCCGCUGCCUUCCAGCUCGCCCAGGGAGACAUCAUCAAGGUGUACGACGGCAAGGACACCGCGGCCCACCUCAUGGGCAGCUACACGGGCACGGCCAUGCUGGGCCUGUCCCUCACAAGCACCUCCAACCAGCUGUGGCUGGAGUUCUACUCUGACCAGGAAGCCACUGGGGAGGGCUUCAAGCUCCAGUACUACAGCUUUGAGCUCUCCCACUGCGAUGAUCCCGGCGUGCCCCAGUUCGGCUUCAAGCUGUCGGAGGAGGGCCACUUCGCGGGUAGCGCCAUCACGUACGGCUGUGACCAGGGCUACACGCUGCACGGCAGCGGCACGCUGGCCUGCAUGACCGGGGAGAGGAGGGCCUGGGACAACAACCUGCCCUCAUGCAUAGCCGAGUGCGGUGGCAGUUUUAAGGGCACGUCCACUGGGCGUAUUCUGUCCCCAGGAUAUCCAUUUCCUUACGACAACAAUCUGAGAUGCACCUGGACUAUCGAGGUGGACUCCGGCAAUAUCGUCAGCCUCCAGUUCCUGGCCUUCGACACAGAGGCGUCCCACGACAUCCUGAAGGUGUGGGACGGGCCCGCCGACAACGAGAUGUCCCUGAGGGAGGUGAGCGGCUCCCUGCUACCCGAGGGCAUCCACUCCACGCUCAACCUGGUCACCAUCCAGUUCGAGACCGACUUCUACAUCACCAAGUCGGGCUUCGCCAUCGACUUCUCCAGCUCUCUGGCCACGGCCUGCAGGGACCCGGGUAUGCCCAUGAACGGCAGCCGCAACGGGGAGGGGCGGGAGCCCGGCGACGCGGUCACCUUCUCCUGUGACCCGGGAUACGAGCUGCAGGGGGAGAGCCGGAUCACCUGCAUCCAGGUGGAAAACAGAUACUACUGGCAGCCCAGCCCCCCCAGCUGCAUAGCCCCAUGCGGCGGGAACGUCACGGGAUCGUCGGGAUUCAUCCUCUCCCCAAAUUUCCCGCUGCCGUACCCGCACAGCAAGGACUGCGAUUGGCUCAUCGCCGUUCACUCCGACUACGUCAUCUCCCUGGCGUUCAUCAGCUUCAGCAUCGAGCCAAACUACGACUUCCUGUACAUCUACGACGGGCCCGACAGCAACACCCACCUUCUGGGGAGCUUCCAGGACAGCAAGCUGCCGGAGAAAGUGGAGAGCACGGCCAACUUCAUGUACCUGGCGUUCCGCAGUGACGGCUCCGUGAGCUACACCGGCUUCCACCUGGAAUACAAAGCCAAACUGCGGGAGGCUUGUUUUGAUCCGGGCAACGUGAUGAACGGCACCAGGAUGGGCACCGACUACAAGCUGGGCUCCAUGGUGACGUUCCAGUGCGAGGCUGGCUACGUGCUGCAGGGCUACUCCACGCUCACCUGCAUCAUGGGAAACAGCAAGAGGCCGGAAUGGGACCGGGCCAAACCAAGCUGUCAAGCCCCCUGUGGAGGUCGCUCCAUGGGCUCCGAGGGGACGGUGCUGUCCCCAAACUACCCGCAUAAUUACACCAAAGGCCAGAGCUGCCUCUAUGACAUCUUUGUCCCCGGUGAUUUUGUUCUAUUUGGCCAGUUUGUGGUGUUCCAGACCCUGGCCAGUGAUGUGGUGGAGAUAUACGAUGGGCCCUCCGCCGACUCCCCCCUGCUCUCCUCCAUCCACGGCUCUCACUCAGGAGAGACGCUCCCGCUGAGCUCGGGGAACAAGAUCACCCUCAAGUUCACCACCACGGGGGACGAGACGGCCAAAGGAUUUCAUUUUGUUUAUCAAGCCGUCCCCAGGACCAGCGCCUCCCAGUGCAGCUCGGUCCCCGAGCCUCGCUUCGGGAAGCGGAUCGGGAACGACUUUGGCAUCGGCACGGCGGUGGUGUUCGAGUGCAACCCGGGCUACGCGCUGCACGGCUCCAGUGCCAUCAGGUGCGAGGCCGUGCCCAACACCCUGGCCCAGUGGAACGGCACCGUGCCCACCUGCAUCGGUGAGUCGCCCCCGCCCAGCACAGACAGACAAAUUCGAGAAAGGUACAGAUCCUUGGAACCCCGAACCCAGCCCUUUCUUUACCUUCUCCUUCCUCCCCCAGCCUACGAGCUGCAGAGGUGCCCGGACCCGCGGCCCUUCCGGAACGGCAUCGUGAUUGGCCGGGACUACAGCGUGGGGAUGACCAUCUCCUUCGAGUGCCUGCCGGGCUACACCCUGCUGGGGGAGGCUUCCCUCACCUGCCUGCACGGGGUCAGCCGCAACUGGAACCACCCCGUCCCCCGCUGCGAAGCUCUUUGCGGCGGGAACAUCACGUCCAUGAACGGCACCAUCUAUUCCCCGGCGCACCCUGGGGAGUACCCCAACUUCCAGGACUGCAUGUGGACGGUGCGGGUGCCCCCGGGGUACGGCGUCUACAUCAGCUUCUCCGUCAUCAACACCGAGCCCAUCUACGACUACAUCACCGUGUGGGACGGCCCUGACCAGGCCUCUCCCCAGAUUGGCCAGUUCAGCGGAAACUCUGCCCAAGAGGGCGUGUCCACCACCGCCAACCAGAUCCUCAUCAAGUUCCACAGCGACUUCAGCACCAGCGGCUUCUUCGUGCUGUGUUACCAUGCGUACCAGCUGAGAAUAUGUCAGCCCCCGGCGCCUGUGGUCAACGCCAACAUCCUGGCGGACAACGAGGAGUUUGAAAUAGGGGACAUUAUCCGCUACUCGUGCCUGCCAGGGUUCACUCUGGUGGGCAGUGAGAUUCUGACCUGCCGGCUCGGAGAGAGGCUGCAGAUGGAUGGACCGCCGCCCGUCUGCCAAGUCCAGUGCCCGGCCCACGAGGUCCGCUUCGACUCCACGGGAGUCAUCCUGAGCCCCGGGUUCCCUGACAGCUAUCCCAACCUCCAGAUGUGCUCCUGGCUCAUCAACGUGGAGAAGGGCUACAACAUCACGCUGCACUUUGAACUCUUCCAGACGGAGAAGGAGUUUGACAUCCUGGAGGUCUUUGACGGCCCCAACAUCAACAGCCAGAGCCUGGCAUCUCUGAGCGGGGACGUGGACACACCCUUUAACCUCACCACCACGGGCCACCAGCUGCUACUGCGCUGGGCGUCCGACCACGGCACCAACCGGCGCGGCUUCCGCAUCAGAUACGUGGCCAUGUACUGCAGCACCCCCGACUCCCCGCAGCACGGCUUCGUGGUGAGCCAGACGGGGGGCCACCUGAACAGCGUGGUGCGCUGGGCCUGCGACCGCGGCUACAAGCUGAUCGGGAAGGCCUCGGCCGUGUGCCGGAGCACCCCCUACAACUACUACGCCUGGGACAGCCCCGUGCCCGCCUGCCAAGCGGUCUCCUGCGGCCCGCCCGUCGCCCCGGCCAGCGGCGGCGUGCUGGCGACAGACUACUCGGUGGCCACGCGCGUGACCUACUUCUGCGGCAGCGGCUACCGCCUCUCCUCCAAGGAGCUGACCACCACCACCUGCCAGGCCGACGGCACCUGGAGCAACCACAACAAGACCCCCCGCUGCACCGUAAUGACGUGCCCGAGCCUCAGCUCGUUCUCAUUGGACCACGGGAAAUGGAAGAUCGUCAACGGCUCUCACUACGAGUACGGAACCAAAAUCAUCUUCACCUGCAACCCCGGAUACUACCGCCUUGGCCCCGCCCACAUCCAGUGCCAGGCCAAUGGGGCGUGGAGCUGGAGGAGCGAGAGGCCGCGGUGUCGCAUCAUCUCGUGCGGAGACAUCCCCACGCCGCCCAACGGAAAGAAGAUCGGCACGCAGAACACCUUCGGCGCCUCGGCCAUCUUCAGCUGCAGCCUGGGCUACGUUCUCACCGGCUCCAGCGUCAGGGAGUGCCUGCUGUCGGGGCUUUGGAGCGGCAUGGAGACCCUCUGUCUGGCGGGUCACUGCGGCAUCCCCGAGAGGAUCGUCAAUGGCCAGGUGAUCGGGGAGAACUUUGGCUACCGCGACACGGUGGUCUACCAGUGCAACCCCGGCUUCAGGCUCAUCGGCUCCUCGGUGCGCAUCUGCCAGCAGGACCACAACUGGUCUGGCCUGCUGCCCGCCUGCAUCGCGGUCACCUGUGGCCACCCGUGCAGCCCCAUCUACGGGCGGACCAUGGGGGAGGGCUUCAACUACAACGACGUGGUGCGCUUCGCCUGCAACAAGGGCUACACCCUGGAGGGCCCCUCCACUGCCCAGUGCCAGGCCAGCAGGCAGUGGAGCCAGCAGCCCCCAACCUGUAGAGUGGUGAACUGCACGGACCCGGGAAUUCCGGCCAACUCCAUCCGGGAGAGCAAGAUCGAGCACGGGAACUUCACGUUCGGCAGCGUGGUGUUCUACGACUGCAACCCGGGCUACUACCUGUUCGGAUCCUCCGUGCUCACCUGCCAGCCGGCCGGACACUGGGACAAACCCCUACCGGAGUGCCUGGAGGUGGACUGUGGCAACCCUGGCGCCCCACCCCAGGGUGUCAUGGUGGGGGAGAAGUUCACAGCGGGCUCCACCGUGCACUACUCGUGCAUGGGCGAACGACAGCUCCUGGGCGACGCCUCCCUCACCUGUCAGCUCAACGGGCACUGGAGCGCGGCUCUGCCCCACUGCUCAGGCACCACGGGCGGGGCCUGCGGGGACCCCGGCACGCCGGUCCACUCCUCCAGGGAGGCGGGCAACUUCAACGUGCGCAGCAAGGUGCGCUUCACGUGCACGGCGGGCCACACGCUGUACGGCUCGGCCGAGCGGAUCUGCUUCCCCAACGGCACCUGGUCAGGCCGCCAGCCCUUCUGCAAACCGGUGCAGUGUGGUAACCCGGGCACCCCUUCCAAUGGCCACGUGGGCCUCAUCGACGGCACCACCUUCUCCCACUCGGUGGUGUACUCCUGCAUGGACGGUUACUCCCUGUCCGGCUGGCCCACGCGCCAGUGUCUGGCCAACGGCACCUGGUCAGGUGCCGCACCCAACUGCACACUGAUCACCUGCGGCGAGCCGGGCGUCCCGGCCAAUGGGCUGCGCUUCGGCGACGACAUCACCGUGGGCCACAACGUGACGUUCGCGUGCCAGCCGGGUCACGUGAUGGUGGGCGGCGGCCCUUCGGUCACCAGAGGGUGCACCAGCAACGGCACCUGGAGUGGCGCCAUGCCCGCCUGCCAAGUGGUGACGUGCCCGACCCCGCCCGCGGUGCCCAACGGCGUGCGGGAGGGCACGGUCCUGGAGUGGGGCGCCAGCGUGAGCUACCGCUGCCUGCCCGGCUACGAGCUGUCCUUCCCGGCCGUCCUCACCUGCACGGGGAAGGGUGCCUGGAGCGGAGAGACGCCUCGCUGCCUACCCAAGUUCUGCGGGGACCCGGGCACCCCGGCCCGGGGACGGAGGGAGGGCCGGAGCUUCAUCUUCAAGUCGGAGGUGUCGUACAGCUGCGGCCCCCCCCUCCUGUUGGUGGGCUCCACCACCCGCCUCUGUCAGGAGGACGGCACCUGGAGCGGAGCGCCCCCCCGAUGCAUAGAGCCGUCCAGGACCAGCUGUGAGAACCCGGGCACGCCGCAGCAUGGCUUCAUGAAUUACACCACCGGGUUCAAGGUGGGCAGCCGGGUGGAGUUCCAGUGUCAACAGGGCCACCUGCUCCAGGGCUCCACCACCAGACUGUGUCUGGCAGAACUCACCUGGAGCGGAACACAGCCUACAUGUGUCCCCCACUCCUGUAAGCAGCCCCGCAGUCCGCCCAGUGCUGACGUGGUGGGUCUGGAGCUGCCCCCCUACGGCUUCACGCUGGUCUACGCCUGCCAGCCCGGCUUCUUCCUGGCCGGCGGCUCGGAGCACCGGGUGUGCCGCUCCGACGGCAGCUGGACCGGGAAGGUGCCCGUCUGCCGAGCCGGCUCCAAGUCGCAGGAGAAGAGCGCCAAGCCGAUGCAGGGGACGGCCAGCCCCAAGAUAAAUGUCCCGGACGACGUGUUCGCGCCUCACUUCCUGUGGAAAGGCUCGUACGACUACAAGGGGCAGAAGCAGCCAAUGAGCCUGACAGUCACCAGCUUCAACGCCUCCUCGGGCAAAGUCAACGCGACCCUCACUGACAGCAACAUGGAGUUCCUUCUUUCCGGAGUGUACAAGAGCCAGGAGGCGCGGCUGACGCUGCUGCUCAGACAGGCCCGGGCCCUGGCCCACGGCUCCCCCUUCAGCAGGAUCACACACGACUCCUGGGCCAUGGACGGAUUCGUUUCCGCGGAGCCAGAUGGCGGCAGCUACGUGCUGCAGGGCUCCAUCCAGGGUAAAGACUACGGGCAGUUUGGACUGCAGAGACUGGGCAUGAGCGUGCGGGAGAACGUCACGGCGGUGGAGCCCGAGUCCAGCGGCGCCACCAACAGCAGCUCCGUGGCCGUGGCCAUCCUGGUGCCUUUCUUCGCCCUCAUAUUCGCGGGGCUCGGCUUCUAUCUCUUCAAGCAAAGGAAAACGGACAAGGCGCAGUACACAGGCUGCGCGGUGCACGAGAACAACAACGGCCAGGCCACCUUCGAGAACCCCAUGUACAGCAGCAGCAGCACCGCCAAGGCGGCCGAGGGCAAGGUGGUGCGCUUCGACCCCACCCUCAACACCGUCUGCACCAUGGUCUGAGGGCUGCCUAGUGGGGCGGAAGGAAACACAGUCAGCACAUAUUCACGCGCGCAUACGUACGCGCACGGAGGGAACGCACGCAUAUGCUUUAUGCUGCACACGCGCGCACACACACACACGCACACACAUUAAAGAAAAGAGAGAAACAAACACAGGGCAUGCAUAUAUUUCCUGUUUCCGCACACACACACACACACACACACACACACACACACACACACACACACACACACACACACACACACAAGCUAGGUCUAGGCAACACAAAGCACACUUUGAGCAACAGAUAUGACGGUUCAAUCAUUUGCUGAGUAAGUGAGGUAAUGGAGGGCUUUAGGUCGGCCCCCCCUCCUCCUCCUCCUCCUCCUCCGUUGGGUGAAGAGAUAGGUUUAUUUAUUUCUUUACACUCCGUGAGUGUCAGCUUUAUUAAGAAAAGGACAUAAAUACUAAUAAAAAUAUCAAAGCUGCCCCUCCUCCCUCCGAGAGUAUUUUAUAUUCCUGGGGUGCGGGGGUGGGGGGGGGGGGGGGGGGGAGGCUGAGUCGAAGAUGCCAAACUACAUGUUGAGUCCCGGACGGCGUCGUUGUUGUGUAGCGGCCAUUUCCCCGGCGGCAGUCUGGGGGUGCGGGGGGUCUAGGUACUAGAGAAGAGACUGAUGUGGGCACUGUUCCCCCUUCAAGGUUCAUUUCCCCCCCCCCCCAAUUACCUCUGCAUCGAUGUUUACCCCCUCCACACUUAAAAAGAGAACGUUUAAAUUUCCAGAUUCUUUGGGGUGUUUGGAGUUUUAUUUAUAUCCGUACGGUGUGUGUACGGUUUCCAGUGUCAUGGUGUCCCUCUAUGGAUCUCUCCACAGUGCUGAAUCCAACUGUGAAAAAGUAUGUUUUUCUACGGUAGUUUUAUUGAAAAAAAGAACACUUUUAAGUAUGUCGUACAUGUACCGGGUCGCCAACUCUUAUAAAACUGGCGUUCUGUUGCUGAUUUAAGCACAUCAGUCUUAGAAUAGUCUCGACUUUUCGGUUAUUUUUGAUUUCAACAAGAUUCUCUCGCUCUCUCCAUCUUUCUCUCUCUCUGCUCUCUGUGCUAUAUCUCUCGCUCUCGCUCUUGCUCUCGCUCUCUCUCUCUCUCUCUCUCUCUCUCUCUCUCUCUCUCUCUCUCUCUCUCUCUCUCUCUCUCGCUCUCUGCCUGUCUUGCUCUCUGCCUCUCUUUACUCUCUGCUCUGAAGUUGUAAUUAAAACCUUUAUAAUUAAAGCUUUUCUAAAUGGAACAGAUUAAACGGUACAUUACGAGAGUCCUCUGGAGUUUUUUUCCCGGAGUCCAAACUACCUUGAAUCUGUCGCUCGGAAUGACACGGUCCGACGUCGACCGGCAGUUAAGAGGCUACGACGCUCCGAGCGGAACGUUUUAUUUGGGGAGGACUUCAAAGGGCAUCGCAUCCGUCCUCCAGUAUACGUGUCACUCAUUAUUUUAGUACGUUCACCAAGAAGGACCCGUGGUUUACCCCCCCCCCACCCCCCCCCCCCCUGCGCGAAUCACAAAGUGUAUUUCAUCUCCUCACCAACACCGUAUGUACAGGACACACAUAUGGGAUUUGCACACAACGCACCACCACCACCACCACCACCAUCUCCCAUUUCAACCACUCCUCAUGGAAACGAGUAAUAAACCCACCGCUCACAUCCCAUCUGAGUCAUUGCAGUGCCUUGAGAAAAACACACACACAGAAAAAAAAAAAAAAAACCGGCUACUAUAGGGG
Molecule: messenger RNA, 12356 nt
Organism: Gadus macrocephalus (Pacific cod)
Lineage: Eukaryota; Metazoa; Chordata; Actinopteri; Gadiformes; Gadidae
Product: CUB and sushi domain-containing protein 3-like
Exons: 63
Coding region: 475-10605 (3376 amino acids)
Biological process (GO): regulation of dendrite development
Source: RefSeq, a predicted model, not a curated record